This is a messenger RNA of Trichomycterus rosablanca, 675 nucleotides long. It is a transcript of the gene sox21a, whose product is annotated as SRY-box transcription factor 21a. The transcript has a single exon. Bases 1 to 675 code for a protein of 224 amino acids. The record is from RefSeq and is a predicted model, not a curated record. Gene Ontology annotation, molecular function: RNA polymerase II cis-regulatory region sequence-specific DNA binding; DNA-binding transcription factor activity, RNA polymerase II-specific. NCBI's taxonomy places the organism in Eukaryota, Metazoa, Chordata, Actinopteri, Siluriformes, Trichomycteridae. Gene Ontology annotation, biological process: anatomical structure morphogenesis; regulation of DNA-templated transcription; cell differentiation.
AUGUCUAAACCAACUGACCACGUAAAGCGUCCAAUGAAUGCCUUCAUGGUUUGGUCAAGAGCCCAAAGACGAAAAAUUGCACUGGAUAAUCCUAAAAUGCAUAAUUCUGAAAUCAGCAAGCGGCUCGGUGGGGAGUGGAAACUUCUGUCGGAUGCAGAGAAAAGACCCUUUAUCGACGAGGCCAAACGUCUCCGCGCCGUUCACUUGAAGGAACACCCUGACUACAAAUACAGACCGAGGCGCAAGCCGAAGAACACCGUAAAAAAAGACCGAUAUCAGUUUGAUGUGACUUACAACAUGGGGGAACAUGACGAUCUGGAAGGGACGUUUUUUGCGGACACACUGGCGAAUACUAAAAAAACUACCGCAGCAGUAGCUGCCACGAGAGCGCUCCUAAGCCACCCUGCACCCACGAACCACUACGAAUAUCUGGACAUCAAUGGUAAAAUGUCUGAAUUGACUGCAUCGACAUUUUCAAACGCCUCGCUUGACUAUCUGGGACGUGUUGCUGCAUUUCCAGCACUGGGAAUUCUUGGUGCAACACGCACGCACCCCUCAAUGAGCAACAUGGGCUUCAUGGUGCCCUGCAACUGCCCAGCGUGGGCGGCCGCUGCUUCUUAUUCCGCUCCUUUAGCUUAUGUGUUUUUGCCAGGAAUGAGCACGGCUUUGCACUAA